Messenger RNA from Paramecium octaurelia, 1267 nucleotides. The record is from the annotation of a GenBank genome assembly. Lineage: Eukaryota; Ciliophora; Oligohymenophorea; Peniculida; Parameciidae.
AUGUCUUUUAAAUCUAGAUAUGAAAGGGAUGAAUAAGAAGAAAAAAAAACCCAUUCUGAGCAAGAAACAGACGUAACAAAGGCUUAGAGAGAGAAUUCUAAAUAUAUAAAAAGGGAAGCAAUUAAGACUCCUAAAUAAUAUCAAAACAUCUAGGAAUAAGGGAAGGGUUUCUUUUAUAUACUCCUCCUUAUAUAAGCACUAAUAAUCCUUGGUUCCUAUUAUUUGUAGAUGGAACACUUCUAUUACGAUGCAACUGAUGGAGCUCAGAGCAAUAGUGCUGCUUUUAAAGAAUAUUGCAAAAAUACUAAUUAUUGUCAAAAAUUUAUUUAAAAAGAUGGGAAUAAAAGUGAAAUGUAUAAAAUAGUGAACUAUUGGCCUAAUCAACUUCACUGGAUUAGUUUAAUUGCUUAUCCUUUAGUUUUAAUGUUCCAAUAUUUCAUUAGAGACAUAAGUUUCUUGGUAUAUAGAUUUUUAACUUAUUUAGAGAAAAAUUGCAUUUUUAUUUACCUUUAUUUCAUAUCCAUGUUUAUUUUUGUUUGUGUAGAUAAUUUCAGUAUACAUAAGAAAUUAUUUUGGUAUUAAAAAAAGUUAUCUUAAUAGAAUAUUAUAUAGAAUAUUUAUAGGCUGUGUUUUGGAUUUAUUUAGCAUUUGUUGUUUUCUUCAUACUCAAUCAAUUUGUCUUAGAGAUUAAAAAUUAAGAAAAUUAGAAACUAACUUACUUGAUUUUUUUGGCAUUUAUUGUUAAUUUUUUAUACAAUACGCUUUUUUAAACAUCUGCUAAUUGGACUUUUUAUAUAUUAACAAUUGUUUAUAUACAUACAUAUUUUAACCAUAUAGAUGCAAAUUUAUUUCAAGUAGAAACUUUAUUCAUAUUAUAGCAUAAUAAAUAUAAUGAAAAGAAUAAAGCGCUAAUUAGAAUAAUAUUUAAUAAAUUAUUGAAACCAUUAAAAGUAAAAGUUGAUAGAAACUAAUUCAAUAAUCAUAUUGUCUUAAAUAAAAGGUUUACUAUUUUUUAUGCUAUAAUUAUUAUAUUAGCUUAUUAACUUGUAUCCUUAUUUUAAUAAGAAUAGACUGUAAUAAUAUUAAGUAGUAUCAUUUUAAUAUUUGUUUAUUUGGAUACUUCAUUAGUUUCGACAGUAUAUAAUAAUGAUUAAUUAUUUAGACUACAUUUUUUACUUCAGAUGAUCAGUGGUUGGCUGCAAAUUUAUUCUUUUUAGAUUUUUUAUUACCAAUUAGAAACAUUCUAAUGGUUUUAUUUUUAGAUUGA